AUGGCAUCCGCAUCUGAUACUGAUGCGACGACUGCCCCUGUCGGCGUCAAUGAGAAGCCGCGUGAUUCUGAAACCUCCUCAGCCACGCAGGCUGACCUGACCACCGUCAACGCGGAUGGAGCAGAGAAGGGGGUGGCAGCUGAUGGUAAUCAGCGUCACCCUCAUUGGCCGGGCAAUGCCACGACGACCCACGAGGUUGAACAGUCUCCCGAACUCGACAAGCAAGAACUCACCGAGGAGGAGUGCUAUGACCAACUCGGUUAUUCCUUUCCUACCUGGAAAAAAUGGAUGAUCUUGACUGUCAUCUUCUUGGUCCAGAUCUCCAUGAACUUCAACACCAGUCUUUACUCGAAUGCUCUUGGUGGCAUUGCAGAGGAAUUUCAUGUCUCUGAGCAGGCGGCACGUUGUGGAGCCAUGAUCUUCCUAGUCCUCUAUGCGUUUGGCUGUGAACUCUGGGCGCCCUGGAGCGAAGAAUUAGGCCGCAAGCCAAUCCUGCAGGCUAGUUUGUUCUUAGUCAAUGUGUGGCAGCUCCCUGUCGCUUUGGCACCUAACUUCGCCUCAAUCAUGGUUGGCCGUGCAUUGGGUGGUCUAUCGUCUGCUGGUGGUUCAGUCACCCUCGGAAUGAUUGCCGAUAUGUGGGAGGCUGAUAGCCAACAAUACGCCGUGGCCUUCGUUGUGUUCUCGUCUGUUGGAGGCUCUGUCCUGGGUCCUGUCGUGGGAGGCUUUUGCCAGCAGUACCUUCAAUGGCGCUGGUGUAUUUGGAUCCAGCUCAUCUUCGGCGGUUUCGUUCAGCUGCUUCAUCUCUUUCUUGUCCCCGAAACCCGUUCCACAGUAAUGAUGGAUAACAUUGCGAAAAAGAUGCGCAAGUCAGGGAAAAAUCCCAACAUUUACGGCCCCAAUGAGCUUGUCCCAUUCAAGGAUCGCUUCUCUAUGAAGGAGAUCCUGCUCACAUGGAUCCGCCCCUUUAAAAUGUUCCUAACGGAACCUAUCGUGCUCACACUAUCUCUCUUGAGCGGGUUCAGCGAUGCCUUGAUCUUUAUGUUCAUUCAAUCAUUCUCUCUCGUGUAUGCCCAAUGGGGAUUCUCUGAUGUUGCUUUGGGUCUCGCCUUCAUUCCUAUCCUGGUCGGAUACCUUAUCGCUUGGUUCUCCUUUUUCCCCGCGAUCAAGCGCAACAUCAGGGAGCGACGGGAAAAGCCGGACGACGAGAUGGCUCAAUAUGAGUCUCGCUUGUGGUGGCUUUUGUGGACCGCCCCAUGUCUCCCCAUUGGCCUCAUCGGAUUUGCUUGGACGAGUGUGGGACCCCCAGUCCACUGGAUCGGAACCAUGAUCUUCUCUGCCAUUGUGGGAAUUGCCAACUACUCCAUCUACAUGGCCACCAUUGACUACAUGGUCUGCGCCUACGGUCCAUACUCGGCUUCGGCCACCGGUGGAAACGGAUGGUCUCGCGACUUCCUUGCGGGUGUUCUCACCAUUCCUGCUACCCCAUUCUUCACGAACAUUGGCGGAAAGUGGCACAUUGAAUACGCCUCGACGAUUCUCUUCUGCAUUUCGUUUGUUCUGGUUGCGGCUGUUUAUUUCAUUUACUACUUCGGACCAACUCUUCGCAAGAGGUCACCCUUCGCUCAGCAACUGUCCGAACUCCGGGCCGAGACCGAUGCUCAAGGUCGCCGCCUGUCACGGUUGCCGACCGGGUCACGCGCCAAUUCGUUUGCCCGCUCCCAGCAGAACUUGCGCCUCCGCCAGGCUAUGGGCAGUCGCACGAACAGCUAUGUUGCUUCGCGUGGAAACUCCCGGGUUAAUUCGCGCCGCAACUCUCAGGUUGAAGAAGUCUGA
Messenger RNA from Rasamsonia emersonii CBS 393.64, 1833 nucleotides. Its product is annotated as MFS multidrug transporter. The record is from RefSeq and is a predicted model, not a curated record. Gene Ontology annotation, molecular function: transmembrane transporter activity. The transcript is spliced from 3 exons. Gene Ontology annotation, biological process: transmembrane transport. Bases 1 to 1833 code for a protein of 610 amino acids. Lineage: Eukaryota; Fungi; Ascomycota; Eurotiomycetes; Eurotiales; Trichocomaceae.